AUGACGACCGCAAUCCCGUCCAUCGCCUGCCUAGGCGUCAUCGGGCGCAACAACAACCCGCUGCACAUGUCCAUCUUCCCCUCCCACGACGCGGCAACAGACACGCUCGCGCCCCUGCGCUCCCCGCUACAGUUCUCGCUCCUCCUCUCCUCCACCAUCGACGUCUUCGACCUGCGCGCCCGGCACAGCAGCAGCAGCAACAACAACGGCGACGGCGGCGGCGCUCAACAACCCCUGGCCGGCGUCGCGGGCCUCGUCACCGGCGACGCGGGCCUCCUGCACGCCAUCGACGACCGCCUCGCCGCGUACGGCUUCGAGACCAACACGGGCGUCCGCAUGGUCUGCGUCGUCGACAUGCGCGGCCGCAGCGCCGCCGUCGCAGAUGCCGCUGCCGCCGCCGCCGCCGCAGCCUCCUCUGGCUCGGCGCCGGCGACUAGGCCUUCUGGCGCGGGCCUGCGCGAUGCCGAGCUCAAGCCCGUCUUCCGCGCUAUGCAGACGGCCUACGUGCGCCUGCUCCAGAAUCCCUUCUUCGACCCGGACGAGCAUGCUCCCCUGGGGGGGCGGGGCGGCCGGAGCAUCUCGAGCAAGCGCUUCGUUGAGGAUAUGAGGCGUAUUGGCGAGGCGUGGACGCCGGGGUGA
Molecule: messenger RNA, 639 nt
Organism: Hirsutella rhossiliensis
Lineage: Eukaryota; Fungi; Ascomycota; Sordariomycetes; Hypocreales; Ophiocordycipitaceae
Product: Longin-like protein
Exons: 2
Coding region: 1-639 (212 amino acids)
Biological process (GO): endoplasmic reticulum to Golgi vesicle-mediated transport
Cellular component (GO): cytoplasm; nucleus; TRAPP complex
Source: RefSeq, a predicted model, not a curated record